Molecule: messenger RNA, 3333 nt
Organism: Linum trigynum
Lineage: Eukaryota; Viridiplantae; Streptophyta; Magnoliopsida; Malpighiales; Linaceae
Source: the annotation of a GenBank genome assembly
CGAUUUUAAAUAAAGGCAAAAUACACUUUCAUAGCCAUAACUAUUCGCGUUGUGAUAAAUAUAGCCACUUUUUAAAAAAUACACUCGUAUAGCCAUUCCGUCCAUAACUUUAAUGACAACAUCUUAAAUGCUGACUGUACUAACGUUUUCUGAUGAUGUGGCAAUUUUUUUGUUUAAACCAAUCCUAGAUGGAAAGUUUCCUUUCUUCUUAUUAUUAUUAUAAUUACACUAAAAAGUAAAAAUAAAUAAAAAUUGAAAAUCGUCCUUCAUCGUCUUCUUUACCCAACCAAGCAGACCCAUCCCGAUUCUCUUCCCCAUCGUCCAUACAUCCACGACCCAGAUCAUCUCCCACGGUAGAGAUCUCUCAAAGCUUCUUCCCCUGAUUAUGAUUCUAAUUCCUCCAAUAAUGGCGGCGGGGAGCGGGGCUCAUCUCUGCCGCUGGACCCUACAGUAGGUACGAUGCGCAAUUGCUUGCUAUGCAGAGCAACUUGAAUGCCUACGAGAUUGCGGAGCUCCGUUGUGGAGGAGAAAAGGGACGAGAUUGAGAAACUGUUGACUUAGAAUGAAGAGCGGUGGCGGUGGUGGUCUGGAGCUGAAGAAGGUCGUCGAUCCGUGGACGUCGACCAUCCAGAUCUCGCUGCCGAGGAAGUUUUCCUUGGAGCUAGGAGGAGGCCAAGGAGUCACCAGCAGCCAAGGAGUCAAGGUCGCCAACUCCAACAAUCUCCUCCGACGCUGCCACUGUCGCGAAGCUCCGCGAUUUAUUCAGUUCCUUCCGACUUCUCCAUUGGAUCGAUUUAUCCCAUUACGAAAGUCGUUGUGGACUUUGUGAGAAUUACAAAGCGGCGACGGUGGCUAACAGGACUGACGGCCGUUCCUCCGCUUAUCUCCUCGUCUUGAUAGAUAUGGCCUCCCCUUUCCUCUCACAUCUUGUCGGCGAAAAUCCCAGAUCGAAAAAUUGAAGAACCCUAAUCGCCACUGAACUUACUCCUUGAAAAAUUUCAGAUCCAGAAACUGAAAAACCCUAAUUGGGGGCACCUGCCACCAUUUUCACCAUCAAAUCCUCAUUGAAAAUCUUUUAUUUUGGUUUUUGGUAAAAAUUAAUUAUUUCAUGUUAAAAAUUACUUUUAGUAUGACGUUGCAUAAAGAUGUCCAAUUGGCGACGACGUGUCGUUCAGGUGGCAUCCACCUCAGCGACACGUAGAUGUUAUUGAAGGUGUUAGUGACGACGUUAAAGUUUGUAACGGAAAUGGCUAAAAUUGUCAAACAAGUUUGAAAAAAUGGCUAUAUCUGUGUUUUUUUUAAAAAGUGACUAUAUUUGUCACAACGCGAAUAGUUAUGGCUAUGAAAGUGUAUUUUGCCUUAAAUAAACUGAAUUGCUAUUUGUCGCCCUAAAAUGCAUCAAAUUGACACUCUUACCCAUAGUCCCAAUUUCAACCUAAACCUGAAAACAAAAAACCCUGUAGCCCCUGCCCAGCGCUCCUCCGUCCCAUGACCGCUGCUGCCGUUGCCAGAUUCUUAUCUCCGGCGCUGCCUAUUAGAGAAGUAAAAGAAAAUUUAUUUUUAAUUCUUCUCUUUUAUUAUUCCGCAUACACAGCCUCACUUGGAGGUUGCUAUUUUGUUACCUAAAGGCCUUACGCGUUCAUCCCCACUAUGUAAUUAGGAAUCCUAAUUUCUGUAUAUAUCCUGCCAAGCAGGCAGAAGAAGAACGAAGAAAAGGCCACGACUGCUCCUUCUGUUGGCGUCGAGCAGGAAGAAGGAAGAAGCACUCGACCAGAGGCGUACGCCGGAUUUUUCUAAUUUCUAUUUGUAGGCGCCGGACGGGUUGAAGUGGUCGGAUUUCGGCGAUGGUGAUGACGAUGACGAUUAGGCCUCCGAUGAAGUGGACUAUGGUAUGGAUUGUUUGUUUUCCUUUUUCUUGUAUUUUGUUAUUUGGUGUAGUAUAUUAAUUUGAUUUGCGUUUAAGUAUUUGAAAAAUAAAUAAAUAAACUAAGGACAUUAGAGUAAAUUUAACUUAGUUUAGGGUGACAAAUAAUGAAUUUUAGGGCGACUAAUAAUGCCAUAAAUAAAUUAUAAAUUAUCAAAGGGAAAAUGUAUUGAGCUUAGAAUAAUUCCAUCCGUCGCUGUUUCCGUCUUUAUUGUCGUGUGCCGAUAUUUUGGUUUUUGUGUUCAGAUUAUAUCGCGAGUUAGCCUUUUCUUUUAUUUGUAGCACUAUUGUUUAGUUUACAAAUUAUGACUGGGAUAGGAGAGAGAGGGGAGGGUGUAAUUAACUAAUUAAUUAAUGUAUAUUAAGGACAUGAACAUUGUUAUAACCCACGAAAAUGCCAAAGGUAGCCGGAAGCUUAAACAACGUUGGACAACCGACAGGCAAUGUGCAGACAAUUAAUCGGACAAUUAACUCUAACUUCAACCACAAAUUAAGUAGUGUAACAAAACAAAUUAAGCAGUGUAAUCUUAUCUUGCGGAUACUUUAGACCCUACCAUGUUUUGUAUCAUAAUUAAAUUCUCUUUGCUUCUUCAUCUUCUAACUUUAAUUAAGUAAUUAAAGAUAAAAUAGUCAGAAACGAGUUCGGAGAUCUUCUCUUAACACAAUAUGUGUUUCUGCUCGACCACAAGAUGCAGGUGGCUACAUCUAGCGUCUGUUUUAUAUUUUUUUCCCGUUGGUAUCAGGGCAUCUAAGAGAAUGUUCCGAGAGGCCUUUUGGCAUAGAGCCUUGAUUGUUACGAGGCCUCCACUUAGGUCCGUGAGUUAAUACGAACCUAUAUUAUAUGUUCUAUGUUGUUCAUUGUUACCUGAUUAUGGGUAUGAUUUGGAAGGAGCGACGUCCAGUACUUUUUGACGAAGCAGAACAUCCUAAUAGAGAGUUUAGACGAGAAUUUGUUCAAAUAUCCAUCACCUAUUCAUCUCCAUUUAGACAACGACAAGAAUACUAUAGAUCUUCGUUACCUACACACAAUUGUAGUUGCUAGUUUAUAGUAUUUUGUAAUCACCCAAAAAGAAAAAUUUGCGGGGUUUCAAAAAUUUAAACGAGUUUUCAAUCUUAAACCGGUUCGAUUAGGGUCCUGGUUCGAUUUGAAAUUACAAUAAGCAAUUAAGAUAUUUCCAUUUCCUAAUUUAAGGAAAAGAAGGAAAUUGAGGUGUAUAAUAAUAAUAAUAAUUAUGUGGGACACAAAUGGAGGAGUUUCACAUCAUCUAAACAAAGCAAAGGAAUCGGAUUGGUUGGUGAAGAAUUGGGACAUGUAUACCGACACCCAACCAAUUCCAUCUAUUUUGUUGUCAGCAAGAGAGCGACUUUACACAAAAAAAAGUUUUAAGUAAUUAACCAAAACAAAACGG